Messenger RNA from Ictalurus furcatus (blue catfish), 2235 nucleotides. RefSeq names its product v-ral simian leukemia viral oncogene homolog Ba (ras related) (gene ralba). The record is from RefSeq and is a predicted model, not a curated record. Lineage: Eukaryota; Metazoa; Chordata; Actinopteri; Siluriformes; Ictaluridae. Gene Ontology annotation, cellular component: plasma membrane. The transcript is spliced from 5 exons. Gene Ontology annotation, biological process: Ras protein signal transduction. Gene Ontology annotation, molecular function: GDP binding; GTPase activity; GTP binding. Bases 180 to 803 code for a protein of 207 amino acids.
GGGUGGGGUCGGGCUAUCAGGGCUAGCAGCUUUCUCUGAUGUAGGACCUGAGCUGUGUGCCUUUGAACACACGAUUAAUGCAUGUAAAAAGAUAACAUUACGACAGUGGAGAGGAUCAAGACAGUGUGUGGUAGAAUCCGAUCAAGUGUGCGUGGAGUAGCUGAGAAAGGCAUUCAGAUAUGGCAGCCAACAAGGGGAAAAGUCAGAGCUCCUUGGCAUUGCACAAGGUCAUCAUGGUGGGCAGUGGUGGUGUAGGCAAGUCAGCCCUUACACUCCAGUUCAUGUAUGAUGAGUUUGUUGAAGAUUAUGAGCCCACGAAAGCGGACAGUUACCGAAAAAAAGUUGUGCUGGAUGGGGAGGAAGUGCAGAUCGAUAUUUUGGAUACAGCUGGACAGGAAGACUACGCAGCCAUCCGAGACAACUAUUUCCGCAGUGGAGAGGGUUUUCUGCUUGUGUUCUCCAUAACCGAGCAAGAGUCUUUCACAGCCACAGCAGAGUUCAGGGAACAGAUUCUGCGUGUUAAAUCCGAGGAGGAUAAGAUUCCACUGCUGGUGGUGGGGAAUAAGUCUGAUCUGGAAGACCGCAGGCAGGUGUCUGUGGAUGAUGCCAGAGGAAAAGCAGAGGAGUGGAGUGUACAGUAUGUGGAGACUUCUGCUAAAACACGUGCCAAUGUAGAUAAGGUAUUUUUUGACCUCAUGAGGGAAGUGCGUGCCAAGAAGAUGUCAGAAAAUAAGGACAAAAAUGGCAAAGGAAAGAACAAGAACAACAAGAAGAGCUUCAAGGAACGGUGCUGUUUACUUUGAACUCCACAUGCACUUUCCAUAAACAAAUCUACUUUCUACUCUAAGGAACAUUUCAAUUUUUCUUUAUUACCAUAAUUAGUGGCAGGUCAUCACCGUCAAGGCCUUUCAUAUUUCCUUUCUUCAUGCAAAGUAUAAUUUUUCAGUGAUUGAUGACCAGUGGCUACUUUGUGAGGAGAAGAAAAACUGUAGCACUUUAAGACUAACAUGGAGGUGAUCAACCAGUGCCCAACACUAAGCUUUUUAUCUGGUGUAAUUUAUCUUAAUUUCACAGCUUGCUUUUGGCCUCUUCCUAGGAAAUUAUUAUUCUUUUUUUUAUUGUUAUUAUUUUGCAGCCUUAUUUGUGGCUAUGCAUUUCUAGUAAUGUUUUGUUUAUUCAGAAAUGUAUAUUUUAUCCCUCUGCCACUACGGGGUGGAGUCCGUUAUGUUUUCGGGUCCUUCCGUCCGUACAUCUGUGAUACUUGUUAGAAGUAUAUUUUAAGGGUAUUUCAGGUAUACAAAUUAGUAACAAGAAGUACUAGACUUGUUGGCGGUGGAGGUAUCCUCAUCUACAUUUUUCCUCAGAUUAAAGGAAAGUGCCAAUUCUUUUACAACACGCAAAUGUUUGCAUUUCCUGCCCCCAGUUUUGAAAAUGUAUACCUAAAUGACUGUUAGGGAGCAUUAAUAUCUAUUUUAAACUUGGUAUACACAGAUGAGCCUACUGAUUUAUGGUUGAAAAAAAAAAACAACUAAAUCUUGACUUCAUUAUGUCUGGCAGGCUAGAUGACGAAAUGGUGUUUAUGGUACCAAAAUGCAGUGUAUUCCUAAUGUUUGAUUCCUAUUCAGUCAAAUCUCCAAUGAUACAUUUUGUGGAGGAAAGUACAAGACUAUUAAAUGCUGUUAGACUCAACAACACUACUUCCUGAGUAAACAGCAGUUAUGAAAUUUAAGGGCUUGGAAUGAUGCUGAAAUGUUGGUCAGCUUUGGGGCACUAAAUAAGCUCAGUUUUGGCAUAGGAGAAUCUACACUGCCUCCCACUGGUUGACAUAAAUACUUAAAAAGAGGCAUAUCACAUGGAUAGACACUGCUAGGAACUUAUUGCCUUGAUGAUUAAGUUUUAUUGAGAUAUUUUUGUAGAAAGUAUGCUGCCUUUUCCACCAUCAAACCCCGCUAGGAUAAAUGUGCCAUAAGUACUUGUGCCAAUCUAAUAUAAGUAAAGCAAUGACGUCUGACUGAACAUUCAAUGGCCUUAUUUGUGUGGCUUCUUUUAUUUAGUAUUCUGAUACACACAUCGAGUGCUACAGGUCCACCAAUGAUAUAGCUGAAAUUGAUGUUUUAUAUUAUAUUAAACGUUCUGGCCUUUCAGAAAUGGGAUACAAUUUUUAUGAUUGUUUUCCAGUGGAUGAUAAUCAAGAUACUUUGAAUUAUGUUGCCAAAUAAACAGUUCUUUGUUGUA